Nannizzia gypsea CBS 118893 is the source of this 207-nucleotide messenger RNA. RefSeq lists its product as hypothetical. The transcript is spliced from 2 exons. The coding region runs from base 1 to 207 and encodes 68 amino acids. The record is from RefSeq and is a predicted model, not a curated record. NCBI's taxonomy places the organism in Eukaryota, Fungi, Ascomycota, Eurotiomycetes, Onygenales, Arthrodermataceae.
AUGCCGUCGCACCGGCAUAAACCCAGUGUAGAAUACUCCGCCAAAAUGUGGACUCUGAAUCAGGAUCGUCGUUCUAUCCGUCGACCAGUGAACAAGGUUGCGUUGGUGAGAUAUGAGCAGUCGCCGACAGAAGAAAGGGUGACACGAAAAAGGGGCCCGAAGGUCAGACGGGGAGCUGCUGCCUUCACGACGAAGAUACGGCUCUAG